This is a messenger RNA of Aspergillus homomorphus CBS 101889, 720 nucleotides long. RefSeq lists its product as uncharacterized. Bases 302 to 703 code for a protein of 133 amino acids. The record is from RefSeq and is a predicted model, not a curated record. Lineage: Eukaryota; Fungi; Ascomycota; Eurotiomycetes; Eurotiales; Aspergillaceae. The transcript has 2 exons.
UGUUGCUUGGAUGGUUAUAGCUUUCGCGCCUGUUUCACUAUAUUUUGGUUGAUUGAGCAUUGACGAGUUUCUUCUGUGUUGAAUCAGCAAUUCCACCUGAAUUCGCCCGACCACCGACCGAUUGACCGACUGACACACACCUCCACUUGCAGUUGCACUGACGGGCACACGAACAAUCAACCCAUUGAUCGACCACCCUCCUACUACUACUACUACCUGCAACCUACAGCACAACCUCACCCUCAUCCUCACUACCAACCUCAUACUUUUUCCUUUCCAAGAGCCCGAAGUCCGAAUCACCAUGAGCGCCUCAAAAUACAACCUCCGCAACCCGCUCCCGCUCUCCGCCUCGCAAGAAGCCGAAGUCAAGCAAUUAUACUACAAGCGCGUGCGAGGCCACUGCGCCGCCGAGAUCAAAGCCUUCGCCGAAUGCGCCGUAAACCGCACCGUAACGGCGACGUGGGUGUGCAGGGAGCAGCGCCUAGCGAUGAACGGGUGCAUGGUGGCGCACGCGAAGCCGGAGGAGGAGGACCGGGCGCGGGAGGAGUGGUUCGCGACGCACGAGGAGCGGAAGCGCGAGCACCAGGCCAAGCUGGAUGCCGUUGAGGAGCGGCGGGCGCAGGUCAUCCAGAUGAUGCGGGCGGAUGAGGAGCGGCGGCGGCAGCGGGCGGAGGAGGAGGAGAAGAAGCGGAGGGGUCAAUGAUUUCCUUUCCCUGGGCC